This is a messenger RNA of Drosophila ficusphila, 990 nucleotides long. RefSeq names its product enoyl-CoA hydratase domain-containing protein 3, mitochondrial. Bases 6 to 854 code for a protein of 282 amino acids. The record is from RefSeq and is a predicted model, not a curated record. Lineage: Eukaryota; Metazoa; Arthropoda; Insecta; Diptera; Drosophilidae. Gene Ontology annotation, molecular function: hydro-lyase activity. Gene Ontology annotation, cellular component: mitochondrion. The transcript has 2 exons.
CAAAAAUGUUGCGUGUUGUGCAAAAAAUAUCAAAGUAUGCAACAGGUUGGACGCCACUGAUACUCAGAAACGCCAGCAAUGCAUCUACCGAUUUGGUCCUUGUCAAGGAGAAGCAGGGAGUGCGGGAGAUAACUCUAAAUCACCCAAAAACCCUGAAUUCCCUUUCGCUUGAGAUGAUGACUGCCCUUCAGGAUGCUCUUAUCAAAGAUAAAGACAACGUGGACCUAAGAUGUGUGGUCCUAACGGCCCAAGGAAAAAUCUGGUCAGCAGGUCAUAACCUCAAGGAGCUUCACAAUGACCCAAAGAUACAGGCAUGUGUAUUCCAGAAGCUUACUGAUGUAAUUAACGAUAUCCAAAAACUACCGGUGCCUGUGAUAGGAAAAGUUAAUGGUUAUGCGGCCGCUGCGGGUUGUCAACUCGUGGUUUCAUGUGAUAUGGUAGUCUGCUCCAAGAACAGCAAGUUUUCCACUCCAGGAGCUGGAGUAGGUGUCUUCUGCUCGACUCCCGGUGUGGCCGUUGCCCGAAUUGUGUCGCGUCCAAAGUCCGCCUAUAUGCUAAUGACUGGUCUUCCAAUCACGGGCGAAGAAGCCUAUAUAUCAGGAAUGGUCACCAAAGCAGUUUCAGCAGAGGAACUGGAUAAGGAAAUCCAGGAAAUUAUCACCGCUAUUAAGGCCAAAAGUCGGGCGGUUAUCUCCCUUGGCAAGGAGUUCUUCUACAAGCAACUAGCCAUGUCCCAAGCAGAAGCCUUUUCUGCUGCUCAGGAUAAGAUGUGCGAGAACUUCCAGCUAGGCGAUACCAAAGAGGGUAUUGCUAGCUUCUUUGAAAAACGCCCACCUAUUUGGAAGCACAAUUAAUCGGAGCUAACGAUAUGGAACUACAUACGAAAAAAAAGCCGAACGUGCAUUUAUACUUUUAAGCCUCAUGUCCAGUGCGACACAAAAGUUUGUUAAUAAAUCUUUUUAAAAAGUUGGUAGUACUUUACUAAAUCAA